CUGUGCCUCAGUCUGUCCUUCUCUCUCUCUCUCUUAAUCUCUCUCUCCUGUGUUCACCUGCCUCUCUCUCUCUCUCUCUCUAACACACACACUAUGGUGGGGGCGUUGCUGGUGCUGUGGCUAUGUGUGUGUGGGGUCGUCUUUCUGCUGUUGGGGGGUCGUCGCCCCAAAGACUUCCCCCCCGGCCCCCGACCCCUGCCGUUGCUAGGCAACUUGCUGCUGCUCAACCCCACCAACCCACUCAAGGACCUGCACAAGUUGGCAGAGCAGUAUGGUCCUGUGUUCAGCAUCUUCAUCGGGGGUCGUGUGGCGGUGGUGCUGGACGGCCAGAAGGCGGUGAGGGAGGCGCUGGUCAGCCAGGCUGUGGAGUUCACCGGACGCCCCGAUCACAUCAUGCUCAGCCACAUGACCGAGGGGAAAGGUGUGGUCCUGGCAGAUGCAGGCCCCAGCUGGAAGGCCCAUCGGCGCUUUGCCUUGUCCACCCUGAGGAACUUUGGGCUGGGCAAACACACCAUGGAGCAACGCAUCCUGGAGGAACUCACACACGUCUGUGUCGUACUGGAGAAGAGCGCAGGAGGCUGUAUGGAUCCUCAGCACUUGUUCCACCGUGCUGCAUCCAACAUCAUCUGUUCCGUCAUCUACGGCUCUCGAUUCCACUAUGAAGACCCCUACUUCCAGACACUGAUCAACAUGAUGGAAGACAUCACCCAGCUGGGCAUGGGGCCCUGGGCUAUGCUGUACGAUAUCGCUCCAGCGUUGCGGGUCUUUCCGCUGCCAUUCAGGAAGGUCUUCCGGCACUACCAGCGCCUCCGGGAGCACAUGAGGAAGGUCAUCAGGCAACACCAGCAGCCAACACACAAUCACACACACACGGAUCCACCCAGAGACUUGAUCGACUGCUACUUGAAGGAGAUGCAGAAGAGGGCGGGUGAUGACUCUGCGUUUGAUGACUCCCACCUGGAGAGUCUGCUGAUUGACCUGUUUGUAGCCGGCACAGACACCACCUCAAACACACUACGCUGUGCAUGCCUAUACCUGAUGACACACACACACAUACAAGAGCGUUGCCAUGAGGAGAUUGAUACGGUGUUGGGGUCUUGUGAGAGUGUGUCGUACGAGGAUCGGCACUCCAUGCCUUACGUGCAGGCCAUGAUUCACGAGGCUCAGCGCAUGGCCGAUGUGCUGCCGCUCAGUAUCUUUCACACCACCACCACACACACACAGCUGCACGGGUACACCAUCCCAAAGGGUACGAUGGUGAUCCCCAACCUGUCGUCUGCGUUGCGUGAGGAGGGCCAGUGGAAGUUUCCUCAUGAGUUCAACCCCCACAACUUCCUCAAUGAGCAUGGGGAGUUCAUCAAACCAGACGCCUUCCUGCCUUUCUCUGCAGGACCGCGUGUGUGUCUGGGUGAGAGCCUGGCCCGUAUGGAGCUGUUCCUGAUACUGGUGACAAUGCUGCGGAGGUUCCGCCUGCGGUGGCCAGAGGGCGCCAGAGAGCCAGACUUCCAGCUGCUGUUUGGGAUCACACAGUCAUCCAAGCCCUACCACAUGGCAGUAGAACUGAGGAACACGCAUAGCUGAAACACACACACACACACACACACACACACACACACACACACACACACACACACACACACACACACACACACACACACACACACACACACACACAAGUCCUACCGCAUGGAAGUAGAGCUGAGGAGGAUGCAUAGCUGAAACACACACACACACACAGACACACACAGACACACACACACACACACACACACACACACACACACACACAGACACACACACACACACACUCACAAAUUCUUCCUUUUGAAGGAAAAAUGUUUAUUAAUGUUCUUGAAGUGUUGAAGUGGUAAUUGUCUAGUAAAAUAAACAUUUCUUUUGAGAAAUACAAUAUACUGAUGACUGACUGUGUUUCUAAGAUCUGUUUCCUGCCUUGGCUGAAAAAGUCAAACAAGCCAGUGGGAGUGCAGUGUUCAGAGUGAUGUAGGUAAGGGGGAUAACGGCCAAUGUGGUGACCGCUUCUAC
This is a messenger RNA of Engraulis encrasicolus (European anchovy), 2043 nucleotides long. RefSeq names its product cytochrome P450 2F5-like. Gene Ontology annotation, molecular function: heme binding; iron ion binding; oxidoreductase activity, acting on paired donors, with incorporation or reduction of molecular oxygen, reduced flavin or flavoprotein as one donor, and incorporation of one atom of oxygen. Gene Ontology annotation, cellular component: cytoplasm; intracellular membrane-bounded organelle. The record is from RefSeq and is a predicted model, not a curated record. Gene Ontology annotation, biological process: xenobiotic metabolic process. The transcript has 9 exons. Lineage: Eukaryota; Metazoa; Chordata; Actinopteri; Clupeiformes; Engraulidae. The coding region runs from base 94 to 1581 and encodes 495 amino acids.